This is a messenger RNA of Rhea pennata, 1129 nucleotides long. It is a transcript of the gene YIPF2, whose product is annotated as Yip1 domain family member 2. The record is from RefSeq and is a predicted model, not a curated record. Gene Ontology annotation, molecular function: small GTPase binding. NCBI's taxonomy places the organism in Eukaryota, Metazoa, Chordata, Aves, Rheiformes, Rheidae. Gene Ontology annotation, cellular component: membrane; Golgi apparatus. The transcript has 9 exons. Gene Ontology annotation, biological process: vesicle-mediated transport. The coding region runs from base 100 to 969 and encodes 289 amino acids.
GAGUGGGCGAGGAACCACGAGGGCGGGACGCGGGAGUUGGCGGGGCCGCAGACGGGGACGGACCGGGCGGAACCAUCGCUGCGGGCACCAGGCACCGCUAUGGCCGCAUCUGACGAGCUCCGCUUUCCCCAGCUCGAGGAGGCCUCAGAGCUGCCAUCGGCCGCCGUCACCAUGGGCCCCGCCGACGAGGAGGGCGAAGACACCGACGGCGCCGCGCUCCUGGGCCGGCAGAAGCAGCCGCACGGUUUCUGGACCUUCGAGUAUUACCAGGCCUUCUUCGAUGUUGACACCCGGCAGGUGCUGGACAGGAUCAAGGGCUCCGUGACGCCGCUGCCGGGGAGGAACUUUGUGCGCCACCACUUGCGGAAUAACCCCGACCUCUACGGGCCCUUCUGGAUCUGCGCCACCCUCGCGGUCACCCUGGCCAUCAGCGGCAACUUGUCCUACCUGCCGGAGAAGCAGGCGUCUCCCUCCUUCCACUACAGCCCGCAGUUCCACAAAGUCACCAUCGCAGCCACCCUCGUCUACUGCUACGCCUGGCUGGUGCCGCUGGCGCUCUGGGGAUACCUGCGGUGGCGGCAGGGCCCCGGGCCGCACGCAGCCGCCUACAGCUUCUUGGAGACCGUGUGCGUCUACGGCUACUCGCUCUUCGCCUACAUCCCCACGGCGGUGCUGUGGCUGAUCCCGGCCGCCUGGCUGCAGUGGCUGCUGCUGGCCGUGGCCGCGCUGCUCUCGGCCUCGGUGCUGGCGCUCGCCUUCUGGCCGCUGCUCCGGGCCGACGGCCGGGCGGCCGCCCUGGCCCUGCUGGCCGCCGUCGUCUCCCUGCACGCCCUCCUCGCCGUCUGCUGCAAGCUCUAUUUCUUCCAGCGGCCGCCAAGCGUCGCCCCGGCCCCUUCGCCGCUCCACCCCACACCGGGGACCGAGCCCCACCGCAGCCGCUUCGCCAACCUCUCCCAGCCGGCGAGGUAAGAGGGGCCGCGAGCGGGGCAGGGAGCCCCCUCGGGCUGGACGCUGCGGCUGCGCCGGAGGGGUCUCGCCCUCGGCUGCCUCCUCCCCGAGCGCCGGCAGCCCGACUCUUCGCUAUGCCGUGACCGAAAUAAAAACCUGGGGCUGCCGCCCUGCCUGGCGA